Emericellopsis cladophorae is the source of this 2787-nucleotide messenger RNA. RefSeq lists its product as uncharacterized. The record is from RefSeq and is a predicted model, not a curated record. NCBI's taxonomy places the organism in Eukaryota, Fungi, Ascomycota, Sordariomycetes, Hypocreales, Bionectriaceae. Gene Ontology annotation, biological process: siderophore transmembrane transport. The coding region runs from base 1 to 2787 and encodes 928 amino acids. Gene Ontology annotation, molecular function: siderophore-iron transmembrane transporter activity. The transcript is spliced from 3 exons.
AUGGCCGACCAACAACAUCAAUCCUCCUCGCGAGCACGCGAGCAACCAGUCACGGAGAAAACGGUUCACGAAGCGCCCGUAGUCGAGGACACCGACUCAUCUGCGCAGUCACUGCAAGAUGGUGUCCAAGAAAUCGAGGCCAUCUCCCAAUCCUGGACAAAGGUUGGACUGGGAGUGGCCUAUCUCGGCAUUUUCCUCAUGGCCUUCGUCACCUCUCUUGAGGGCCAAGUGACGGGCUCGGUCACCAUUAUUGUCACCAGUUCCUUCGCGCAGCACUCGCUGGUGUCGACCAUCAAUGUGGUGCAGAGCGUCAUCCUAGCCAUCGCCAAGCCACCCAUGGCGAAGAUUGCCGACGUCUUUGGCCGCACUGAAGCCUUCUGUUUCUCCGUCUUGCUCUUUGUCCUCGGCUACAUCGUCAUGGCCAGCUCCACUAACGUCCAGACCUUCGCCGCCGCUCAGAUCUUCUACUCGGCAGGCAGCACCGGUCUCCAGAUCCUGCAGCAAGUCUUCGUCGCCGACACGACCGACCUGAGCUGGCGCGCCAUCAUGUCGACACUACCGGACCUGCCAUUUCUUGUGACCACCUGGGUCGGCGUCUCCAUUAGCGACAGGAUCAGAGCGGACACGGGCAGCUGGCGCUGGUGCUACGGCAUGUUCGCUAUCCUGCUGCCCGCCGCUUUCCUCCCGUUGCUGACGUCCCUCGUUGCGAACGGGCUCAAAGCGAAGAGGAUGGGUCUCCUGCCCCCGGAGCGCCAUACUAUGCAAGGUAGCCCCCUCACCGUCUUGGGCAAUCUGUGGAGGGAUCUCGACGUGGGCGGCAUCCUCCUCCUCGGAGCUGGCUUCGCCCUGAUUCUUGUGCCUUGCACAAUCGCUGCCAAUGUCUCUGGCGGAUGGGCCAACCGUGAUAUCAUAGCCAUGGUUUCUGUCGGUGCCGUUCUCGUGGUCAUCUACCCCUUUUGGGAGGCCAGCUCGCGGUUCGCAAAGAAGCACAACAUUCAGGGUGUGCCUGGCAGGAUCAUGGCCAACACGGCUCCGCACCCGCUGACCCCGCUGUAUCUGCUCAAGUCCAGAACAUUCAGCGCGGGCUGUGUGCUCAUCUUCUUCUACUUUAUGGCCUUCUACUUGUCCGUGUUUCCUUACUUCCAAUCAUAUCUCUUGGUCGUGCGAGGACUUCCGAACCAGACGGCGGUGUAUAUCACACAGACUUUUACCUUUUCGUCAACCGUCUCGUCCAUCAUUGUCUCCAUUAUCAUCAAGUUGACCCACAGGUACAAAUGGUUCGUCGUCGGGGGUUCCGCCUUGUACAUGAUGGGUAUGGGCCUCAUGAUGCAUUACCGCACGGAAACAGCCUCGUUGUCUGCCAUUAUAGGAAGCCAGGUGCUCCUUGGGUUCGGCGGUGGCAUGCUCAACGUGCCAGCGCAGAUUGGUGUCCAAGCUAGCGCCAGUCAUCAGGAUCUGGGAUCCUCCACGGCCAUAUUCCUGACCAUUGUGAGCAUCGGCAGUGCCGUCGGCUCAGCCAUCAGCGGCGCCGUCUGGGGACAAAACAUUGUCCCCAAGUUGAAUGAAUACCUGCCCGACGCGGCCAAGGAGAAUGCGAACCUCAUCUACUCCGACAUCACACAGGCACUCGCGUACCCGCAGGGUAGCGACGAGCGCAUCGCCAUCAAUCGCGCGUACCAGGAGACCAUGACGAAGCUGUUGACGAUUGCCGUCUGCGUCUGCGCCCCGAUCUUCGUCUUCAGUCUGCUGAUGAGCGACUACCACCUCGACGAGAUGCAGCAAGGUGUUCGAGGCCGGGUCAUUGGCGGAGACGUGGGGGAGGAUUCGAGAAGGAUUGAGGGUGCACAGGGUGGAAAUCCUUACAACCCCAAAAACUGGUUCAGACGACGUCCCGCGCCGCAGGGGCCUAGGUUCUCGGGGACGCGACCGACCAAUUUUGAACGCGAAAUGGCUGCUGUCAACGGGACGAAGAAGACGCACAAAGACGCGUCGCCCAUGGUGGUGCGACCGCUGGGCCACGUGCGAGUGGCAUGUCGUACCCUGUACGAAGGUGAUGGUGCACUGACCAGCGUCAAGAGAACGAUAUAUGGCGGCACUCUACGUCCUCAAGGCCAUGUGUGCGACUGUCAUCAGCUGUCGAUUCGGUGUCCCACAGGAGUCGCGGCCGGCAUCCGAGCACGCAACGCUGCAGCAGACCAUCAUCAUUCGCGCAGUAGCCCAGACGACACUCAACCACCCUGGCAACCUCCAUGGCAAUGUCCUCUGCUCGGCCGGUCGACAGGCCCCUUCACGCCCCCACAGAACAAGCUGGCCAAGUUCUCAUCAAGUCCGGUAUUCACCAUCCAAUCGGCAUGGGGCGAGCUGAAGCCAUCGUUCAUGUCGAAGCCGACAUAUACGCAGAAGCAGUGGGGGACCGUCCAGACGAGUCCAACCACCACGAAGCGCACAUCCAUCCUGAUCGACGCGGACAAGAGCAAGCGUAUUGUCGCAGCCUGUCGAAAGAAUGACGCCACGGUCACGAGCAUGCUCAACGGUAUCGUCUUUGCGUCGCUCUACUAUGAGUUGAAGGACAUGGAUGGCCAGCCUUCCCUCUCUGCAAGCACGGCUGUCGAUCAGCGACGAUUUCUAAGCUCCUCGGUCGGCGGCGUCGAUCCGAAACGCAUGGUGAACAAUCUCGUCACCAUGGUCAUACACGAGUUCACAGAGGAGGACGUGAUUCGACUCACCAAGAAUAUUGGCACGCAGGAUCCCUCGCAAGGCCUCGCCUACUUGGAGUCUGUGGUGUAG